Messenger RNA from Nematolebias whitei (Rio pearlfish), 1838 nucleotides. Its product is annotated as gastrula zinc finger protein XlCGF8.2DB-like. The record is from RefSeq and is a predicted model, not a curated record. NCBI's taxonomy places the organism in Eukaryota, Metazoa, Chordata, Actinopteri, Cyprinodontiformes, Rivulidae. Bases 163 to 1338 code for a protein of 391 amino acids. The transcript is spliced from 2 exons. Gene Ontology annotation, molecular function: RNA polymerase II cis-regulatory region sequence-specific DNA binding; DNA-binding transcription factor activity, RNA polymerase II-specific. Gene Ontology annotation, biological process: regulation of DNA-templated transcription.
UGCCGUUCACGUUUUCGAAACUAGUGUGUUCAAAAGGGAAAUAAGCUAAAGCUGCUGCCGCUGUGAACGUUGGGUUUAUUGAUGUGUAAAGUAUAAGAAUGGUGUUGAGCUGAUUUUUGUGGACUAAAGAGCUUAUUUUCAUAACAAGCAGCCAACAAGCAGAUGAUGCUGAUUAAAGCAGAACCUCCUGAAGAAUGGAGCUCUGGUAUGGACCAGCAGGAACUGGAAGUCUUCAACAUAAAGGAGGAAGAGGAGGAACUGUGGACCAGUCUGGACGGAGAACGGCUUAAUGUGAAGGAGGAGGCUAAUGCCAGCAGCUUUUCAUUCACUGCAGGUCCUUUGAAAAGUGAGGAUGGUGAAGAGAAACCUCUGUUUUCACAGCUUCAUCAGCACCAAGUGGAAGACGGGGACCUUCCAAGCAGCAGCUCAGCUGAUCAGAUGACAACAACAACUGGUGGAGAGGACUGUGGAGGAGAAGAAACUAGCAGGAACCCAGAACUAAAUACUCAUGAAGAUGAUUCCAGCUUUUCAGGGAUUGAAGUCAGUGAGGAUGAUGAGGAUAAAGAUGGAAAGACUUUUAGUGACUCUCAGCUGAAAUGCUUGUCAGCCUCUGGGCCAAAAACUGAAGACAGUGACAUAGAAUGGAAAGUUCAAACAAGACAGAAAUCAUUUAAUUGUGAAGACUGUGGUAAAAUAUUUAAUAGUAAAGGAGAUCUACACAGACACAUGAGAAUCCACACAGGACAAAAGCAGUUUCCUUGUGAAGUUUGUGGACAAAGGUUUAGCCAAAAGACCAUUUUAAACAGACACAUAAGAAUCCACACAGGGGAGAAACCAUUUCUUUGCAACAUUUGUGGACUUAUGUUUAGACUUAUGAUACAUUUAAAAAGACACAUGAGAAUUCACACAGGAGAAAAACCAUUUCCUUGUGAUAUUUGUGGUCAAAAGUUUAACCAUAAGACAAAUUUGAGUACACACAUGAGAAUCCACACUGGGGAGAGACCGUUUCCAUGUGAUUUUUGUGAACAAAGCUUCAUCAGAAAAGGAGAUUUAAACAGACACUUAAGAACCCACACAGGGGAGAAACCAUUUCUCUGCAACAUUUGUGGACUUAUGUUUAGACUUACGAUGCAUUUAAAGGUUCACAUGAGAAUUCACACAGGAGAAAAACCAUUUCCUUGUGGUGUUUGUGGUCAAAAGUUUAGCCAAAAGUCAAAUUUAAACUCCCAUUCUAGAAUCCACACAAGAGUACAAAUGCUUUCUUGUGAUGCUUGUGGACAAAAAUUUACCAGAAAGGGAGAUCUUAACAGACACACAAUGGUCCACACAGGACAAUAAACAUUUUCUUGUGAUGUUUGUCGGCAAAGGUUUAGCCUAAAAAUACGUAGUUUGAACAUACACUCUAGAAUCCACACAGCAGAGAAAUUCUUCUCUUGUGGUGCUUGCGGACAAAAAUUUACAAGAAAGGGACAUUAACCACGUAACAUGGUCCACACAGGAUAUAAGCCGUUUCUUUGGAGAUUUGUGGGCAAAGAUUUGUCAAAAAGGGAGAUCUAAAAAACACACAAAAAUCCACACAGGACAGUUAUUGUUUCCUUGUGACCUUUGUGGACAAAUAUUUAAUAGAAAUAUAUAUUUAAAUAAUCACUUGCAAAUCCACACGGAAUAAAACAGUAGUUUGCAAUGACCCUUAAAACAGCUGAAAGCACACAAAUGGGGAAGCACUUCAGCUGUAAAGGCAGCUACACAGAAUUGAAAUGGCACAGUUCUGGGCUUUGUACAGUAAAUAGGAGGAGUCUAAUGAGAUUAAUUCUUGUUGAUUUGAAAAUUGUCUUGUG